UCCCAGAAGGCCUCAGUGCGGGCUCUGGGCCGGAUGCAGUCUAGAUCUGAGCUCUGCUGGUCCGAGCUGGGCUGGGGUCUCUGGCUUUGCAUCCAUGGCGGUCCCUAGCAAGGCAGUGAUUGUUCCCGGGAACGGAGGCGGGGAUGUGGCCACCCACGGCUGGUACGGGUGGGUGAGAAAGAGGCUGGAGCAGAUUCCUGGUUUCCAGUGUUUGGCUAAAAACAUGCCUGACCCAAUUACAGCCCGAGAGAGCAUCUGGCUGCCCUUCAUGGAGACAGAGCUGCACUGUGAUGAGAAGACCAUCAUCAUAGGCCACAGCUCCGGGGCCAUCGCAGCCAUGAGGUAUGCAGAGACACAUCAGGUAUAUGCCCUUGUAUUGGUGUCUGCGUACACGUCAGACUUGGGGGAUGAAAACGAGCGUGCAAGUGGGUACUUCAGCCGCCCCUGGCAGUGGGAGAAGAUCAAGGCCAACUGCCCUCAUAUUGUACAGUUUGGCUCCACUGAUGACCCCUUCCUUCCCUGGAAGGAACAAGAAGAAGUGGCAGAUAGGCUGGAUGCCAAAUUGUACAAGUUCACCAACCGUGGUCACUUUCAGAACACAGAGUUUCAUGAACUGAUUAGUGUGGUAAAGUCUAUGCUGAAAGUACCAGAAUAGUCAGGAUGACGCCUGCCCUGUAACAUGCCAAGAUGGGGUAGAAGAGCAUCUGUUAUCCCAGUACUAGACAUGUAAUGUCCGGUGAAGUGCCUGAAAAACAAGCCUGUUUGAACACUCACCCUAAGUCACUAGCAUCUUCAGUUCCCAUAGAACUUGAAUCUUCUUGAAAAGCUGUAACUAUAGCAGUCUUUUUCCUUGUAUUGAUAAGGGACACAGAGGGAGUUUGUUUAGCCAUCCUGUUGAUCCAGAGAGUUAGUCUGAAGUAGAACCAGACAUGGUGGUGUGUCCCUGUAAUCCCAGCACUUCAGAAGAGAAAGCAGGGGACCAGGAAAUGAAGGCUAGCCUCACCCUGUCUCAGGAAAGAAAGAACAAAUAGACCCAGGUAUCCUGAGUCUCAUUCCAAAUUAUAACUCAGUAGCUUUUGCAAAGUGUUACCCACUCCUGAGACCCUAGUAUUUGGAAAGCUGAAGGUGGAUCUUGAAUUUGCCUACCUAUGCUAAAUAUUUAGCAAAACUGUCUCCAAAAACAAAAACAAAAACUAAACAGGUUUUCAUGCAAAGUAUAUGAGUAACAUCUUUUCCUUUUUGAAAUAAAAAUUUUCUGUUACUGGGGGAAGUAAACAUGAUUAAAGGUCCAAAAUGUUCUUAGAACUCAAAACUCUAGCUGUUGCUUCAAGCUGGCUCAGGGUAGUAAACUCAAACUUGGGUCUUCAUCACUCAAAUCCCUGACCCCACCCCAGUCCCUAGGUCCUUCUGACAGGUUGAGGGACCAACAUAUAAGGAUGCGAGUCAGGAAGCUCCAGGGGACAGAUAAUCUGUAUAGCCUGCCACCUGUAUACCAACUUCAGUAAGACUAGCAGGAUUAGGUCAUGUGGGAGUGCUGUAAUACAGAAAUGUGACAAAUAUUUAUGUCUUUUUUUAAAGCUGGGGAACAUAUACGUGUAUGUGUGUGUAUGAAUUAUGCUAGCUGCCAACACUGUAAUUAAAAGGUCUGCAAAAGCUACAAGACCAGCUUAGUCUACAGAUUAAGUUCUAGGACAGCCAGUACUACACAGAGAAACCUUGUCUCAAAGAAAGGCUGAAGGUAACCAAAAUGAACGUAAUGCUAAAUGGUGGAAAACAAGGGGGCAAUUUGUACUGUUACGUUUUAAGUAUCUUCAAAAAGAACUUUUCCAUGAUUCAAGUUUAAUUCUGUAAAGAGUUCAACCUUUUAACUUCUAGAGAUCAUUUAAGCAUCAUUCCAAGAUUUUUCUUAUACUCACCAAAAAAGAACCCCUUUUUAAAAAUGUACUUUUAUAUUAGCAUAUAUUUGAUGUAUAAAAUGGUUUCAUUAUGACAUUUUUACUGUUUUUUUUCUUUGCUUUUUUUUUUACUCAUGUUUAUAAUGUACUUGGAUCAUAUGUAAAAAAAUAAAAAACCUUUAUUUCCCAGAAUUUCCUGACUGUUGUGAUGCUCAAGAUCUCCAGUGUACUUAAACUUGAUGACACAGAACCUGUGACAGAUACAGAAAUGUGAUUUUCCACACUUUUAUCCCUAGAUGGGAUGCAAAGCUGUUGUGAAAUGAUUUAGGGGUUUCUAAAUACACAAAAUAUUCUAACUUUUAACAAUAGGUAUCUUUGGAGGAGAAAAAGACAACCAUAUAGGUCUACUCUUAAGUGCUCACAUGAGAAUGGAUAAUAUCAGGAAGUUAGUUAUCAAGUGAAUGAAUGUGUGUGUAUGUAUGUAUGUAUGUAUGUAUGUAUGUUUUUUGAGACAGACAUUCUCUGUGUAGCCCUGGCUGUUCUAGAACUCCCUCUGUAGAGGGAGUUGAACUCACAGAGAUUCUCCUGCUGCUGCCUCCCAAGUGCUGGGAUUAAAGGCGUAUGCCACCACCACCUGGCAAGUGAAUAUUAUUUUUACCCUGUAGCAGAAAACAAAUUGUGAACUAAUGUUAUUUAUGUAAGUUAAUGAUUUUUUUUUUUUUAAGAAUUCAAAAACAAAAGCAGAGUAAAAUAAUUAUUAAUCUCAAAUGCAAGCAGACUUGGAUUAUAGGUCUGGUCCAAUCACUGCUAAAGAGUCUGCUUACAUUAGAUAUAUCUAUUAAUGUUUUUAAAUUAAUUUGUUUUAACCUAACUUUAAAGUGAGUUGUUUAAAAUCUUAAUUAUAAACUCAUACAUUUCAGUGUGAGAUUCAGAAAUCCCUGGAGGGAGAGAAUACAAGAAAGCUCUCUGUUGAACUGUGCUGUCUAAUAUAAGAAAUACCCACAGGCAACUAAAUAAAGCCUUGUUUUUUAAUCACUUGUUUCAAGUGCUGGCUAGCCAGCUGGCUUGAGGUUACUGUACUAAACACCAAAUACCGACUGUUUCCAUCAUGAUAGAAAAUGCUACUUGGCUAGAUGUUAUGGUACAUACCUCUAGCCCAGCAGGAGGGAGGUAGAGGUGGGAUUGAGUUCAAGAUCCUGUCUUACUGGAGCACACUGCUGCAGGGCACAUAUUCUGUAUCUGUCCUUCACUGGGCGUAUAGUAAAUCUGCCACCACUUCUUCCCUUCACUGUUGAUGGUUGGGCCAGGGGCCUCAUACCAAGCAUGUGCUCCAUCAUGGAAUUGAACUAUUUGACUACUUUGCUUAAUUGAUCACCAUCAAAACCUUUAUAUAAAACAUUUAUUGACAAAUUGGAAGUUUCAUGUAAGAAUUCACAUAACUAUUCAUUAAAAACCACUAAAGGAUUAGCCG
Peromyscus californicus insignis is the source of this 3366-nucleotide messenger RNA. RefSeq names its product RB binding protein 9, serine hydrolase (gene Rbbp9). The transcript is spliced from 5 exons. Lineage: Eukaryota; Metazoa; Chordata; Mammalia; Rodentia; Cricetidae. The coding region runs from base 95 to 655 and encodes 186 amino acids. The record is from RefSeq and is a predicted model, not a curated record. Gene Ontology annotation, molecular function: hydrolase activity.